Messenger RNA from Vollenhovia emeryi, 2441 nucleotides. Its product is annotated as desumoylating isopeptidase 2. The record is from RefSeq and is a predicted model, not a curated record. The transcript has 6 exons. Bases 140 to 748 code for a protein of 202 amino acids. Gene Ontology annotation, molecular function: deubiquitinase activity. NCBI's taxonomy places the organism in Eukaryota, Metazoa, Arthropoda, Insecta, Hymenoptera, Formicidae. Gene Ontology annotation, biological process: protein deubiquitination.
CUUAAGAGGAUGGACGUUUCCGGCAAUUAAGUGCAGAGCGUCACACGCGCCAGCGUCGAAUCUGUACUCUAUCGGCACAAAGGUGCAUUAGGACAUUACUAGCCAGCUUAAGCUUUGCGGAGUUACAAAGUUUCCAAUAAUGUUUUCGUCAGGCCUUAACUGCAAUCUCUCCUUCCCCAGCUGCUUGGGUUAUCCGCAAGAUAGCGAGGAAUUGAUCCCAAAAAUGGCACGUGAGCCAAUCAUUCUUAAUGUUUACGACAUGUAUUGGAUAAAUGAAUACACCACGCCUAUCGGUCUCGGAGUAUUUCAUUCUGGAGUGGAAAUAUAUGGGACAGAGUACGCGUACGGUGGUCAUGCUCAACCAAAAAGCGGCAUUUUCGAAAUCACCCCGAGAGUGGCUGAAGAAUUAGGCGAGCAGUUUAGAUAUAGACAAUCCGUUCACAUUGGGUAUACGGAUUUCACGGAAGAAGAUGUCUCGAGAAUUAUUACGGAAUUAGGCAAAGAUUUUAGAGGAGACCGCUAUCAUUUGAUGAAUAAAAACUGCAAUCACUUCAGCAGUCAGUUCACGUUGAUUUUAUGUGGGCAGGAAAUACCCGGUUGGGUAAAUCGUCUGGCGUAUUUCAGUUCGUGCGUACCGUUCCUCCAACGUUGCUUGCCAAAAGAAUGGCUGACGCCUGACGCUUUACAACACUCUCUAAGUCAAAUUAGUCAUCACGAAAGUACACCACCAUCAGACACUUCGUUGUAACAUUUGGCAAACACUGUUGAAAUGCACGGUCUAAAAUGCCGUAGAAGUUAUACAUUUUAGAUAAUUAAACUCUGUGAAAAGAAAUAUUAAUUAGGACUGACUAUAUUGCCAAGAUUUGAAACAACCUGAGAAACUAAACCGUCAAGACAAGGUACAAAUUUCAUAUUGUACACUUGAAUGCGACUGCUAACAAUUAGUACCGAAAAAAAAAAUUGCCUUCGCUGCAACACGUUGUUUCCUAAGGCGGCGAUCCACGAGGUCGCAUGUGUUCUUUGUUGAAUAAUACAGUCGAGAUAUGAUAGUUACAUAAUGAAUAAAUAAUUACGCAUAAAUUUCAACCGUAAUGAACAGAAAACUCAUUUGCCGAUGACAGAAAAAGAAACUUGUUACGUUAGCAAGACAUACAGUAAAGUUAAUUUUUUUUACAAAGAUGCUUAUUUCUUAUGCUUGUAAAACUGUAAAGCAAUAUGUUUAAAGUAUAACGUAUGCACGUCAAAGAGAUAAAUAUAUGUUGUAUCUAAUGUAUAUUGUAUACAAAAUGGUUUAAGCAUUUAAUAAUUGCAUUUAAUAAUGUAAUUGAUUUCUAUAAGUAACUUGACAAAACACAUACACGCACACACCCGUACUUACACAGAUAAAAAGCUGAAGGUAAACAAGCUUUCGUAUUUUCAAAACUAUAUAUUACUUUUAAUCAGCCGAAUCUCCACAUAACUUUGAUUUUAGCUCUUACGCUUUUUUUAUUAUCACUUGGUUCAUAUUGUUCUACCGAUUAUAUAUACAUGACGUUUCUAUGUAUGUAGAUCAAACCAGUGAGAUACAAGUAAAUAUUGAGGAGUAAGUUAAAAAUAGAAGACCUGCAGUUUCUCAAUGAGUUAAGAAUAUAGGGGUUCAAAAUAGUUGAUUAUGAAAUAUAAGAACAAAUACCUUUAAUAAAAUUUAAAACAAUAAAUGUAUAGUUUUUAUCGAAUAAGCGAAAUUCCCAAUUUUAGUUUAUACAAAAUAUAUUGGAAUAAACAAGUAACGAUAAAGUAAAGAAAAAGAGGAAAGAUUUCUUUUUUUAUCAAUUUGGAAUCUACCUUUUAUCAACAAAAAUAUAGAGAUAAAAUGUUAGUUUUUGGAUUGUUAAAGCCAAGUUUCGAAAGAUCAAAUAGAUAUUAAAAUUGUACUGUCUAAUCGCAAAUUGACACUAUUUAUAGGCUUUUAAUUUGAAAGAUAAUUAAACAGAUAUCGAUAUAUAUUUAUAUAUAAUAUUGAUUUUAAAGGUAUGCUGGAUUAUAUGUAUCCUCCGUAUUAAAGAAAUAGCUGUUCGAACUUUUUUUCAACCAAACUUGAUCUGGACAUCAUAAAAAUUUAACUCAUUUUAAGUUUUCCACAAGAUAAGACAUCUAAAUGGGUUACCUAAAUAUCAAUGUCAAUCUGUAAUUUCGAUAUAAUUAAGAUUUAUGAUAUAAUCUCGUUAAAUUUUGGCAUUUAAAGUGAGAAAUUGUGUAAACCUUUUUCUUUCAUUUGAAGUAAAUUACAAUUGGAUCUCUUGAUAAUUCAACUUUGUCGUUACAACAAUCGAUAUAAGGAAGAGAAGCUUUAAUAAUAUGUUGCGUUUAUUAGUCUAAACAGUUCUACAAUGCUAAUAUAAAUAGCCUUUCAGAUAUUUCGUCUUGUAAAAUAAAAAUGUCCCUUCUCUUUACUAAACGUA